AUGCAUGUAUCCGUAUCGAAUACUCGAUGUUCUGGAUCAUCAACAACGUUGACGCCAAUGGGCAUGUUAAAUAAAUCUCUCACACAAUGGUUUGAUUUCACUUCAAGCACCAACUACACACGAAGUCUGCUGUUUCCCAUCGAUUUUGAUACAAUGGUACUUUCAGACAAUCAAACGGUGACAACCACAGACACGCACGGUGUCAUCACACUUCCAGGCGAUCUACAUUGGUAUCCAUUCUAUCCUGGCCAAUGUCCUCCGCCAUACUAUGUCAUUCUCCAAGGUGUAUGUGCGCCAUUGAUUAUUAUUAUAUCGACUGUUUUGAAUUCGCUGAUUGCUGUUGUUUUAUUACAAAAACAUCUUCGUUCACCAACAAAUAUUCUUCUUCUCGCGAUUGCACUUUACGAUACAUUGACAGGACUUUUUCCGUUUCCAGCUUAUAUCUUCGUUUUCACAUUUCGACAAUGUAAUGAUUAUAUCCCAUUCAAUUACGGAUGGUUUCAUCGAAUAAAUCACGAUGUGCUUCCAUUCAUUUUUCAUACGUGCUCGAUUUGGGUGACAGUUGUAUUAGCCAUUCAACGAUAUAUCUAUGUAUGUCAUUCAGAGAAGGCCAAACAAUGGUGUACGGUACCUAUGGCGCUAAAAGCAAUUGCAUGUGUCAAUAUUUUAGCAUUAAUUGUAGCAAUUCCGAUGUUUAUUGAGGGCACAUUUCAUGCUGUGCCAGUUCGUUCAUUGUUAGAUCCGAAGAAAGUUUUCAAUGCGUGCAGUGUGCGCGACUAUUCCGAAGAUGAACGAUAUCGAACAUUAUUUUCUAUCUACUCACUUAUUCGUGCAUUAUUAAUCAACGUUGGUCCUUGUACCAUCCUUGUUAUAUUCAAUGCUAUACUUGUCGAGCGUAUGAGAGAAGCAAAACAAAACCGAGAUAAGCUCAUCCGAAGACGUAGCUAUGAAUCACGAGCACAAGAACAAACCAAUGUUACAUUCAUGCUUAUCAUUGUCGUAACAUUGUUCUUGAUUGUGGAAAUUCCCAUGGCUAUCUAUAUUAUAGUUACAGCUAUUUUGAGAUUGUUUCAAUCAUCAUUUUUGCAAAACUUCCUUCAAUUUGCUGUACAACUGCUGAAUUUUGCUGUUCUACUUUCAUACCCCAUAAACUUCUUUAUCUAUUGUCGCAUGUCACGUGCAUUUCGUGAUGCUUUUACUCGAUUACUCUGUGCAUCAUUAUUCAAUAGUCGACAGGAACGUUUACAAUCAAUUGCAGCACCCUUACUUGGCAAAAAAUGCGUUGUAGUUACCAACAACAUCGAAUUCAAAAUGGCCAACGCCGAAACUACAAUCCAUGCAUCCUCUGUGAUAAUAAAAUCUGCAAGCAAUGACAUACCGAUGACAACACUAACACCUCAAAAUAAUCAUGAUUUGAAGACAAACACCACGGGUUCUGGAGAAAAAGCACGUGUGUCGUUCAGUGAUGAAGUUAACCAAUUGCCUGACAUGGAACUAUCUGAUAUUUAA
Molecule: messenger RNA, 1509 nt
Organism: Adineta ricciae
Lineage: Eukaryota; Metazoa; Rotifera; Eurotatoria; Adinetida; Adinetidae
Source: the annotation of a GenBank genome assembly